Messenger RNA from Zophobas morio, 1540 nucleotides. RefSeq names its product polyprenol reductase. Lineage: Eukaryota; Metazoa; Arthropoda; Insecta; Coleoptera; Tenebrionidae. The transcript is spliced from 5 exons. Gene Ontology annotation, biological process: polyprenol catabolic process; dolichol-linked oligosaccharide biosynthetic process. Gene Ontology annotation, molecular function: 3-oxo-5-alpha-steroid 4-dehydrogenase activity. Gene Ontology annotation, cellular component: endoplasmic reticulum. Bases 535 to 1470 code for a protein of 311 amino acids. The record is from RefSeq and is a predicted model, not a curated record.
UUUACUCUAGUGGUUCUAUAGAAAAGAUCUCAACUUUAGAAUAAUUGACAAUCGCUGGUUGAUAAGUCAAAAUCUGUGUUCAAAACGAUUCGUUCGAACUCGAACCAUUCGAUUUGAUUCGUAAUUUCGUUCCUUCCAGAGGUUCUUCACAAACAACAGGUCAAAGUUAUAGGUUAGGUUAACUCCUGGCUUGUAGGCCUAAAGGCCUAUGUGGCCUCAAAUUUAAAAUACGUAAAUGUCUGAAACGUGAAAUAAACGCAGCCAAACCGUGUUUAAAACUAUGAUAAGUUAUAUGUAUUUUCAGGAUAAGUUUCGACUACGUGUAAAGUACGGAAUAACUGUUUUGGUUAAAAUUUAUGUGCAGAUGUUUUAUUCUUAUCACAGGUGUUUUGGCAUAUUCCUGUUUGCACAUUGAAAAACAUUAUUAGCAGAUCGCUUUCACAUCAACAACUCCAAGCAAGUUCAGACAAACCCACUUUCUCUUGCCUACUUAACUCAGUCAUUACUGUGUGCAGCAAGAAGCAACUAAAUACAAUGGACAUCUUAUUAAAACUAGGCAUAUGUAAAGUAUUUUUUGCAUCAAUAACAUUUAUCAUGGUUUUACUGGGAACCCUCAUAAAUAUUUGUGAACCGUACCUGCCAGUGAUUAUCAUAAAAACGUUUCGAUAUGGAAAAUUUGCAUCUGAAGGGAAGUCAGCUUUAGUUACAAAUGUGGAACUUCCAAAGUCGUAUUUUAAGCAUUUUUAUUUAACUAGUGCUUUUAUAUACAGUCCAAUUGCUAUAUAUGAAAUUGUUAGGGUAUUUAUACUGCAUGGUGAAGUUAGUGAUUGGCACAAGGCAAUUUUAAAUAUAUCUUGCGGCAGUGAAAGAGUUGCUACAAUUUCAGCUUUACGAGUUGUGAUAGCUACAGUUUUGCUCGUGUUGCAAGUGUUUAGAAGAUUCCAUGAUACUCAUUUUGUUUCAGUUUUUAGCAAGUCAGCUACUAUAAAUUUAGGACAUUAUCUUGUAGGAAUGGCAUAUUAUCCUGCAGUUUUCCUGAUAAUAUUCAGUGAAGCACCAAAAUUUGCUAUUCCUUUUAGUAAUGAUCAGAGUAAUGUUCAUCUUCAUCAUUUAGGAAUAAUGGAAAUGUGUGCCAUUAUUUUGUUUUUGUGGGCUUGGUAUCAUCAGUAUGUUACUUCAAAAAUAUUAGGAAAUCUUAGAAAAAACACAAAAGGUGAUGUAGUCAGCCAAAGUUAUAAAAUUCCUGAAGGUGAUUGGUUCAAUUAUUUAUCUUCACCCCAUUCAGUGGCGGAAAUUAUAAUGUACACUGCAUUAACUUUAUUAUUAGCUAACAACACAGGAUGGUGGUAUGUGUAUGCUUGGGUUUUAAGUAACCAGGUUGAAACAAUACUGUUGAGUCACUGGUGGUAUCAAAGUCACUUCAAGAAUUUUCCAGUCACACGAAAGGCGCUCAUUCCGUUUAUUUAUUAAUUGUUCCUUCUGUUCAAAAUGUUUUUCACAUUUCAACAAUGUUAUAUUAUAAAUAAAAAAUUAUUGUACA